AUGCGUACAAACGCCUUUGUCAAGGAGGCCUUCUUGACCAAGUCUCGUUGCGUCCUCAAGUGCAUCGAGUUCAAAUGCAAGAGUAUCGAUGAACUGGGAAAGAAGGAGAUUACCAUGCUGAACAUCAUGGCUAUCUACGGGUAUAAGUUGUUUGAUCCGGGAGAAAAAGCGUGGCAGGUGAAGAUGCCGUUCAUUCUACAGAGUAUGCAUCGCAACAAAGAGCUUGCAAGUCCAAGCGUAUCAAUAAAUGCGCCGAUUCAGUUCAAGGACGAAUUGUUUGGCGAAGAAAGACUGCGCGGCGAGGUAUGCAAUUUUGACUUGUUAAUGGAGUGGCAACAUCUCUGCGAGACCAGCCACAUUCGUCCCGGAAUUGAUGCAACCGGUGGAAUACAGAUUCGGCUCAUCGAUGUGGUUGAUCUAUGCAUCAUCGAGUAUGAGGGGCCAGCCGGCGACUUGCCGCUCUGGUCUUCACGCGCAGGCAAGUAUACUGGGAGUGUCCCACGUGCACUUGGUGCGAAGAAACACAUUGGGAGUCCAAAUCUCUAG
Messenger RNA from Coniosporium apollinis CBS 100218, 546 nucleotides. RefSeq lists its product as uncharacterized. Bases 1 to 546 code for a protein of 181 amino acids. The transcript has a single exon. The record is from RefSeq and is a predicted model, not a curated record. NCBI's taxonomy places the organism in Eukaryota, Fungi, Ascomycota, Dothideomycetes.